Molecule: messenger RNA, 1563 nt
Organism: Botrytis sinoallii
Lineage: Eukaryota; Fungi; Ascomycota; Leotiomycetes; Helotiales; Sclerotiniaceae
Exons: 4
Coding region: 1-1563 (520 amino acids)
Biological process (GO): protein phosphorylation
Molecular function (GO): ATP binding; protein kinase activity
Source: RefSeq, a predicted model, not a curated record
AUGUCAGACGGUAUUGGUUCGGUGCGCACAUUGAAGAGGAAGAAUGUGAAAGGUCUAGCAUUGAAUGCACCCCCACCUCGUGCUGCGGCACCAUCCGAGAGUGAUAUCCAGAUUCCUGGUGGGAUUAGCAGUGAAAGUAGUAGACAGACCGCACAACUAGAGAUUGGAAUCGAAUACAAGUUGGAUUUGAAGAGGGAGGAUUUAGAAGUUCUGAAAGAUCUCGGUCAUGGAAAUGGAGGAACCGUCAGCAAAGUCAGACAUAUGGCUACAGGCACGGUCAUGGCGAGAAAGGUUAUACAUGUCGAAGCCAAAAAGGAAAUGCGUCGUCGAAUCGUUCGAGAAUUACAAAUUAUGUACGACUGUAAUUCGGAAUACAUCGUCAACUUUUAUGGUGCAUUCUUGAGCGAUAACAACGAUGUCAUCAUGUGUAUGGAAUAUAUGGAUGUUGGAUCUUUAGAUAGAAUCUCGACACAUUUCGGUCCUGUUCGAGUCGAUGUACUUGGAAAAAUCGCAGAAGCUACCCUCGGAGGCCUCACGUAUCUUUACAUCAAGCAUCACAUCAUGCAUCGAGAUAUUAAGCCAUCCAAUAUCCUGGUGAAUUCGAAGGGUCAGAUUAAGCUGUGUGAUUUCGGUGUUUCAGGAGAAUUGGUCAAUUCAGUGGCAGACACCUUCGUUGGAACAUCUACAUAUAUGGCACCAGAGAGAAUUCAAGGACAGAAAUACACUGUAAAGUCUGAUGUCUGGAGUUUUGGUCUCGCCAUUAUGGAGCUCGCAAUUGGAAAGUUUCCAUUCGACGCUAGUGAGCACUUGUCUGAUGGAGAUGGAGCACCAUCGGGUAUUCUUGACCUUCUUCAACAAAUUGUUUAUGAGCCUGCGCCAAGGCUACCCAAGAGCGAAGCUUUCCCUCAAAUUCUUGAAGACAUGAUCCAGAAAUGCAUGUCUAAGACUCCAGAAGAGAGGCCAACCCCUCAAGAGCUUUAUGAACGUGAACCUUUUGUCCAAGCUGCCAAGCGAACCCCAGUGGAUCUUCGUGAGUGGGCUGUCAGCAUGUUAGAAAGAGACAACCGCAAGUCACAUCUUGCACCUCAAUUAUCACCAGCGAGUAGAGAUGUCCUACGCGGCGAUGAUUCACCUAAUGCUUCGCAAACGCCUACAUCAGGAGAUAUUCCCAUUAAAAAUGCCGAUCCACGUUCCUCGGUAACCUCUCCGCAAUACAACGAAAACCAUAACCCGAGAUCCCGCUCUCCUACUAAGAAUGGUAGUAUUUCGGGUCGAGGAGGUGUAGCUUUCCAUCCUGGUCUACCUAUAAGAGGCAGCACCACCAACUCGAUACCAAAACUUGCAGCACUGAACGCACCUGACCCACAUGAGGGCAAUGGUCCCUCUAGCGCAAAUACACCCAAUUUUACCACCACAACCCUUCCAAUGCGUCCAGCUCCAGCAGGUCCCUUACCACCGCCACCCAGAAAGCAUUCCGAAGAUAACAGCCAUAAAGAAAGUCGACGUCAGGCGACCUUUGGUAAUGGCCUAUAUGGCUCAGGCUAUGCAGCCCAGGGUUCAUAA